UGAUGUCAGUUUAGGAGAUGUAGGAGUUUCUGUAUCACCAUGUGUGCCGACACAGUGUAGGCCUACUGCUGGCCGUCAGCGGACAGGCAGAGGAGAAAGAGGAGGGGAGGAAAAGUGUGUUUACACAGACGGCAAACCGCCUGGGGAAUCGUAGGGGAGAGGAAGUCAGCCGGCUCUGUGUCUGCCUGCUCCAACUUCCUGCUCAGAAAAAGAAAAAGCCCAGGAUCCUAUUUCAGUCCAGCACAACUGCUGUAGCCCAGAAGUAAGCAUGGAAAAACAAGGAAUCCCGCAAGCUUCGCCGUAAAGUUUCUCGGAGGGACAAGAUCGAGUCGGAGAUCGCAGGAAUGGACAGUGCCAUCACUCUGUGGCAGUUCUUACUGCAGCUGCUGCUCGAUCAGAGUCACAAGCACUUGAUAUGCUGGACGUCCACAGACGGCGAGUUCAAGCUCUUGAAGUCAGAGGAAGUGGCCAAGCUUUGGGGGCUGCGUAAGAACAAGACCAACAUGAACUACGACAAGCUGAGCCGAGCCCUGCGCUACUAUUACGACAAGAACAUCAUCAAGAAAGUGAUUGGCCAGAAGUUUGUCUAUAAAUUUGUGUCCUUCCCUGAGAUCCUUAAGAUGGACCCACAGGUGGUGGAGAUGGGCCUGGCUUCUGGAAGGCUUCCCCUUCAGGAACAAGAAGCCCAAGAGCUGGAAGUAGAGGAGGAGGAAGAGGAGGAAGGGGAGGAAGAGGCCCAGAGGAGGACCCUGGCAGCCUUGGGGGCACAGCAUUGUAGAAAUGACUACCUCCACUCGGGUCUCUACUCAUCCUUCAAUAUCAGGUCGCUGCCAAAGCAACCUGAGCUUCUCCGUGCCCUGCAGGAGGAGCAGCGUUCCGUCAUCCGCUUUGGCACCAACACCAAUGAGAGGAGCUCUCCUCCCUCCGUCAAGCCCGAGUCCUAUGUCUCGCCGGGGCCAUCCAAACUCACGUCUCAUUCCCCCUCCCCAUCCUCCCCUCACACCCAGCCGGGCCGAAGCCGGAGCCCCGCUGCUGAGGAGGAGCAGGAGGACUCUGACCAAAGCGCUCAACCCCUCAAUCUGUCCUCCGGGCACAGGGGGCGAGCCCUGCAGCCUCCCGAAAAGAGAAGCAGCAGCGGUGGUAGAAGUAGUUCUACUAACAGUAGUGCUAACCACGGAGAUGGACUCCCCCCAAAAAGCAAAAAGCCCAAAGCUCUGGAGAUCUCAGCACCGUCCCUGCUGCUGGCAGGGAGCGACAUCGGCUCCAUCGCCCUCAACAGCCCAGCGCUGCCAUCCGGGUCCCUCACUCCGGCCUUCUUCACUGCACAGACUCCCUCGGGUUUGCUGCUGGCUCACAGUCCGCUGUUGUCAGGCAUCCACUUCUGGAGCAGCCUGAGCCCCGUCGCCCCGCUCAGCCCCGCCCGGCUGCAGGGCCACAGCUCCCUCUUUCAGUUCCCCAGCCUAAUCAACGGACACAUGCCUGUCCCCCUGCCAAACCUGGAAGGAACACCCUCCUCCCUGCUCCUGUCUCCCACCACUCACAAAUCCUGAUCCAGGAUCUGUGGAAAAUGGCCCAUCUUCAUUGUUCUCUCGUUGAAAGUCUCUCAUAGUCAGCAGCAGCGAUCUCUUAUUCAUAAUGUAAGAUUUUGUCUCAGAAAAGCAAAGACAGUUAUGUGACCUCAUCUUUUUUUUUUUUUUUUUUUUUGCACUUGACUU
This is a messenger RNA of Archocentrus centrarchus (flier cichlid), 1715 nucleotides long. Its product is annotated as ETS domain-containing protein Elk-3-like. NCBI's taxonomy places the organism in Eukaryota, Metazoa, Chordata, Actinopteri, Cichliformes, Cichlidae. Gene Ontology annotation, biological process: regulation of transcription by RNA polymerase II; cell differentiation. Gene Ontology annotation, molecular function: sequence-specific DNA binding; DNA-binding transcription factor activity, RNA polymerase II-specific. The record is from RefSeq and is a predicted model, not a curated record. Gene Ontology annotation, cellular component: nucleus.